AUGUUCCUCAAAGUCCAGUUACCAUGGAAUGUGAUGAUUCCAGCUGAAAACAUGGAUGCAAAAGGACUUAUGCUGAAGAGGGCUAUACUGAUACAGUUACUAGACGCAUUUGCUUCAAAGAAAGCGACCAACGAGCUUGGCUACUACUUGGCAGUCACAACUCUGGACAAGAUCGGAGAAGGCAAAAUCAGGGAGCAUACCGGUGAAGUUAUGUUCCCGGUAGUUUUCAGCGGAAUCACUUUCAAGAUCUUCAAAGGAGAGAUACUUCACGGUGUGGUGCACAAAGUGUUGAAGCAUGGUGUCUUCCUGAGGUGUGGUCCGAUCGAGAAUGUUUACCUCUCCUACGCGAAGAUGCCGGAUUACAAGUAUGUCCCGGGAGAGAACGGUAUCUUCAUGAGCGAGAAGAUGUCGAGGAUUCAGGUUGAGUCUACCGUAAGAUUUGUGGUGAUCGCGAUAAAGUGGAUGGAGGCAGAGAGAGAGUUUCAGGCGUUGGCUAGCCUUGAAGGGGACUAUCUUGGACCAAUCUCUGAAGGGGGCGAUGUUGGACCAAUGUCCGAAGAGUGA
Molecule: messenger RNA, 564 nt
Organism: Arabis nemorensis
Lineage: Eukaryota; Viridiplantae; Streptophyta; Magnoliopsida; Brassicales; Brassicaceae
Source: the annotation of a GenBank genome assembly